GAUGUUUUCAUCAACUCCAAAACUAAAAUCAUACUCUUCAUAACAAUUACUACAAAAUACAUUGUAGUAAAAAACAUUUUAGCAACCAAUAUUUGGAGAUCUAAAUCCUUCUACUCCCUAAAAAUUUAGUAUUGUUAAGAACUUAAAAGUGCUUAACGCUCCAUCAUAAUAAACUGAGAGCAGUUUUAGACAGAGCAAUGGUAAGCGUAUUAACACUCAAGAGAGUCCUUCUGUUAAUAAGGAGAAUAUAAGCUAUAGAGUAGAGACAUCUCAAAUAGAGAUUCAGCUUAGACAUGUUUUAUAGGAGAACAAAAAGUUAAAUGAUUUAAUUUAAAAAUUAACAAGAGAGAAAUAAUAGUUGACAAUAGGAGACAAGAAUACUGAUUUUAUUCUAAUAAAACAAAGAGUUGAAAGACUUGAAUCAGUUAUUGAUUAAUAAAGUGAUGAGAUAGAAGAAUGGAAAAAAAAAUAUAAAGAAGUAUGUGAACAAGAUUAAAGGAGUAUUUCAAUAGAAUAAAUGGUAUUAAAUAUAUUAAACUAGGAAUAAUAAAUGAUAUCAGUAAUAGAGGAAAAUGAGAAAAUAAAUGAAUAAAAAACAAAAAUGCAACAAUAAAUUCGUAUUAUGGAAAAAGAUAUGUAGUAACUUAAAUUUCAAGUUGCUGAUUAAAAUAAUUAGAUUAUAGCAUAUGAGGAAGAGAGGAUUAAAAUAUUGGAUCAAUUAAAUAAUAAUGUUCUAUUAAUGAAGCAACCCUAAUAAUAAAUGAAUAAUAAAGAUUAUUUUUUAGAAUAAAUAUCUUUAUUAGAAUAAGUAAGAAAUAUUUAUAUAAUAUAGAACAUAUCUGAUUUGUAAUCAGUUUACAAUGUCUAAGUAUUAGAAAAUUAAAAGUUGAAUUAAAUGAUUUUUGGAUUGAAUGAAGAAUUACAAUUUGUAAAUAAAUAAUUAGAAGAGAUGAAGAAGGGUCAUAAAAUUGAAUCAAAUCAGAAAUUCUCAGCAGUGAAAUCAAUUUUAGUAAAACUACGUUAAGAAAUGAAUAGUUGA
This is a messenger RNA of Paramecium pentaurelia, 1039 nucleotides long. NCBI's taxonomy places the organism in Eukaryota, Ciliophora, Oligohymenophorea, Peniculida, Parameciidae. The record is from the annotation of a GenBank genome assembly.